CCCCCGCCGCACCCCUCGCCCGCCCCCACGCAGGGCGGAACGCGCCGCGCGGGCCCGCGUUGCGCGGGGAAGAGUGCGCGGCGGCACCGGCCGGCGGCUGAGGGGGCGGGCCGCCAUGGCGGUGGACAUCACCCUGCUCUUCAAGGCCAGCGUGAAGACGGUGAAGACCCGCAACAAGGCGCUGGGGGUGGCGGCGGGGGACAGCGCCAGGGACGAGCUGCUCAAGCGGAGCGCCGCCCGCUCCAAGAGCGACUUCACCAGCCGGGCGCGGGAGGUGAUUUCUCAUAUUGGAAAGCUGAAAGAUUUUCUUCUGCAACACAGAAAGGAUUACAUUAAUGCUUACAGCCAUAUUAUGUCUGAGUAUGUGAGGAUGACAGAUACAGAGCGUGAUCAGAUAGAUCAAGAUGCUCAGAUAUUUAUGAGGACGUGUGCCGAUGCCAUUCAUCAGCUGAGAACAGAAGCACACAAGGGUGUCCAGUCUGCUCAGGUAAAGGAGCACAGAACAGCUGUCUUGGACUUCAUUGAAGAUUACUUAAAAAGAGUGUGUAAGCUGUAUUCUGAACAAAGAGCCAUACGAGUUAAGCGAGUGAUAGAUAAGAAGAGACUGUCCAGACUUGAGCCUGAGCAGAGCAACGUGUCCAAAUCACCUCUUUCCCCUGAAAAAUCUUCACAGAAUCCUUUAGAUGAUUCUGAAGAAAAGCUUUCUGCUGAGGAAAGCAAAGACAGGAAUCUGCCUGAUGCCCAAAGUAACCUUGGAUUAUGGGGGGACGGCAAAGGUGAAGAUGAGCUGUCACCUGAAGAAAUACAGAUGUUUGAACAGGAGAACCAGAGACUUGUGGGUGAAAUGAAUAACCUCUUUGAUGAAGUCAGACAAAUCGAAGGAAAAGUGGUGGAAAUCUCCAGAUUACAAGAGAUAUUCACUGAAAAAGUCUUGCAACAGGAAACUGAUAUUGACAAUAUCCAUCAAUUAGUUGUGGGUGCAACAGAGAAUAUCAAAGAAGGCAACGAAGACAUACGAGAGGCCAUCAAAAACAAUGCUGGAUUUAGAGUAUGGAUCCUAUUCUUCCUUGUGAUGUGUUCAUUUUCCUUGCUUUUCCUGGACUGGUAUGAUAAUUAAAAAUAUAAUAUUGUCUACAUGCUUUGUUUGUAAAACUUUUUGACAUUUUUUUCAAUGGAGCAGGGUAUAUAUGGCAUACCUGUGUCUUUUAUGCAUUUUUUUCAUACUGCUAUGAUGGAAAUGUUUUCCAGUAAAUAAGCAUGUGUAUAUAUCCAUUAGUGCAGAGGGAGCAGAUAGGAUUCAUUUUAAAUCCCUUUAUCGAACAUAAACCCACACUUAAUCCUGCAAAUAGCAUAGAAACCUUUGAAAGAGCUGCUAAGAAAGCUACAAGCUGGAGCAGAGCUAACAGAAGAAAAAAACCGAUAAUGGUUUUAUCAUAGUCACCCACACAUCUGUCAUGUUUAAAGUCCAGCUCCCAGUGUGCAGACCAGAUCAAGAGAAAACUGUUCCUGUGCAAAAGCAUCUACACUCUCUCAGGCUUUUAUUUAAUCAUACCACUUCAGUACAUAGUGAUCACUUUGCACAUGUAUGACCUCUACUUCUAAUCCUUUGGAACUACUCGAGUCAGAGAUCAGGUUGAUUUAAUAGUAAUAAUAAUGAUAAGUCAGCUAGAGAGCUUUACUUCUAGGUGAAAAGAGAGAAUACAACACAAACAGAUUGUGCAGUGAAACAGAUGUUCUGGGAUGUUGGAACAAAGCCAAAGGAUAGACAAUAUUUAAGCUAAACUCUUC
Aquila chrysaetos chrysaetos is the source of this 1788-nucleotide messenger RNA. RefSeq names its product syntaxin 18 (gene STX18). The record is from RefSeq and is a predicted model, not a curated record. Lineage: Eukaryota; Metazoa; Chordata; Aves; Accipitriformes; Accipitridae. Gene Ontology annotation, molecular function: SNAP receptor activity. Gene Ontology annotation, cellular component: endoplasmic reticulum; membrane; SNARE complex. The transcript has 11 exons. The coding region runs from base 116 to 1117 and encodes 333 amino acids. Gene Ontology annotation, biological process: retrograde vesicle-mediated transport, Golgi to endoplasmic reticulum; intracellular protein transport.